UGCUACGAAACCAACUGUCAAAUCCGUGACGUGGCCUGGCUAAACGAUUUUUCCCAAUAAGAGUUGCGCUUGAGUUGCAUUAAUUUUAAGCUCUAAUAUACGCGCAGUUCAAUUAAUUGCAAUUGCCAACGAUGACUACCUACGAGGAGUUCAUCCAACAAAAUGAGGAUCGGGACGGUGUGCGACUCACUUGGAAUGUGUGGCCCUCCAGUCGCAUCGAUGCCAGUCGCUUAGUUGUGCCACUUGCGUGUCUCUAUCAGCCACUCAAAGAACGCCCCGACUUGCCACCAAUACAAUAUGAGCCUGUGCUGUGUACCCGCAGCAAUUGUCGGGCCAUCCUCAACCCAUUGUGUCAGGUGGACUACCGUGCGAAACUCUGGGUCUGCAAUUUUUGCUUUCAACGCAAUCCCUUUCCACCACAAUAUGCUGCCAUAUCAGAGCAGCAUCAACCAGCCGAGUUGAUUCCUGGGUUUAGCACCAUCGAAUAUACAAUUACCAGGGCACCAACGAUGCCACCUGUCUUUAUAUUCCUGGUGGACACUUGCAUGGAUGAGGAAGAACUGGAUGCUCUAAAGGAUUCGCUGCAAAUGUCACUCAGUCUGUUGCCACCCAAUGCUUUGGUCGGUCUGAUUACCUUUGGUAAAAUGAUACAGGUGCAUGAGCUGGGCACUGACGGCUGUUCCAAGAGUUAUGUGUUUCGUGGCACAAAAGAUUUGAGUGCAAAGCAAGUGCAAGAUAUGCUGGGCAUUGGCCGUGGCGCAGUGCCCACACCACAUCAGCAGCCAGGUCAAAUGCCGCCCAAUGCCCAGCAGGGCGUGGCAGUUGGCGGAGCACAACAUGUGCCGCCAGCGCAUCGCUUCCUGCAGCCGAUCAGCCAGUGUGAUACUGCACUGGGUGAUCUGCUCAGUGAGCUGCAACGCGAUCCUUGGCCGGUGCCGCAGGGCAAGCGCUAUCUGCGCUCCACGGGCGCUGCGCUCUCGAUAGCCGUGGGCCUGCUGGAGUGCACAUACCCAAAUACGGGUGGUCGCAUUAUGACCUUUGUCGGUGGUCCUUGCUCCCAGGGCCCCGGCCAAGUGGUCGACGAUGAGCUCAAGCAUCCCAUACGCUCGCAUCACGACAUACACAAGGACAACGUCAAGUUCAUGAAGAAGGCCAUCAAGCAUUAUGAUGCAUUGGCGUUACGUGCUGCCACCAAUGGUCACAGCAUCGACAUAUACUCGUGUGCCUUAGAUCAGACGGGUCUGAUGGAGAUGAAGCAGUUGUGCAAUUCGACGGGUGGUCAUAUGGUCAUGGGUGAUUCAUUUAAUUCGUCGCUGUUUAAGCAGACAUUCCAGCGCGUAUUUGCGCGCGACAGUCGCAACGAUCUGAAGAUGGCUUUCAAUGCCACGCUGGAGGUGAAGUGCUCGCGCGAGCUGAAGAUCUCGGGUGGCAUCGGCUCGUGUGUGUCGCUGAAUGUGAAGAGCCCGUCGGUGUCGGAUGUGGAGAUCGGCAUGGGCAAUACGGUGCAAUGGAAGCUGUGCACCCUGAAUCCAAGUUCAACGGUGGCCUACUUCUUUGAGGUGGUCAAUCAGCAUGCGGCCCCAAUACCGCAAGGCGGACGCGGUUGUAUACAGUUCAUCACGCAGUAUCAGCAUCCAAGCGGUCAGCGGCGCAUUCGCGUCACAACGCUAGCCAGAAAUUGGGCGGAUGCCACGUCGAAUGUGCACCACAUCAGCGCUGGUUUUGAUCAGGAGGCGGCUGCUGUGCUCAUGGCGCGCAUGGUUGUCUAUCGUGCCGAGACGGACGAGGGACCCGACAUCUUGCGCUGGGUGGAUCGUCAGCUGAUUCGCUUGUGCCAGAAGUUCGGCGAGUAUUCCAAGGAUGAUCCUAACAGUUUUCGGCUGUCGCAAAACUUUAGUCUGUUUCCGCAAUUCAUGUAUCACUUGCGCCGCUCGCAGUUCCUGCAGGUCUUCAACAAUUCGCCCGACGAGACCACAUUCUAUCGACACAUGCUGAUGCGCGAGGACCUCACCCAAUCUCUGAUCAUGAUUCAGCCCAUACUUUACAGCUAUUCGUUCAACGGUCCACCCGAGCCCGUUCUCCUGGAUACGGCAUCAAUUCAAGCGGACCGCAUAUUGCUGAUGGACACCUUCUUCCAGAUACUCAUCUAUCAUGGCGAAACCAUUGCCCAAUGGCGUGCCCUCAAGUAUCAAGACAUGCCCGAAUAUGAGAACUUUAAGCAACUGCUCCAAGCGCCCGUCGACGACGCCCAGGAAAUUUUACAGACACGUUUCCCCAUGCCACGUUACAUCGACACCGAGCACGGUGGAUCGCAGGCGCGUUUCCUGCUAUCCAAGGUCAAUCCCUCGCAGACGCACAACAAUAUGUAUGCGUAUGGUCAGCCGCCCAUUGGGCAGACGACGGAUGGCGGUGCUCCGGUGCUCACGGAUGAUGUUUCGCUGCAGCUGUUCAUGGAGCAUCUCAAGAAACUGGCUGUCUCUUCGACCACAUAAAUUAGCAAUUUUUGAAAAGCCAAAGUUAAAAACUUGGCAAUGGCAAACGACAAAAAAAUUACAUACUUCUAGUUACAUACAUAUAUACAACACAUUAACCAUCUAUAUAGAUUCCAAUUGAUCGCCUGCAAAUACAAUAAACUACAUUCAUACAUCGGUA
Drosophila sulfurigaster albostrigata is the source of this 2652-nucleotide messenger RNA. RefSeq names its product protein transport protein Sec23A (gene Sec23). The record is from RefSeq and is a predicted model, not a curated record. Gene Ontology annotation, molecular function: GTPase activator activity; zinc ion binding. Gene Ontology annotation, cellular component: endoplasmic reticulum exit site; COPII vesicle coat. NCBI's taxonomy places the organism in Eukaryota, Metazoa, Arthropoda, Insecta, Diptera, Drosophilidae. The transcript is spliced from 6 exons. Gene Ontology annotation, biological process: COPII-coated vesicle budding; COPII-coated vesicle cargo loading; intracellular protein transport. The coding region runs from base 132 to 2492 and encodes 786 amino acids.